AAUAGGAGCAUAUACAGAGCGAUCGAGUAAAGAGAAAACUACGAUAUUUCUUUUUCGCUGCUGACGUGCAUGGGAAACCAGAGGGAUACAGAAGACGCGAGACAGCAUCAUGAUCCUGGGAAUGACUCCACGCCCGAAAAGCACCGUCGAGCUCUGAACGAAGGCUGUGAACAGUUCCGAAGAAGACUAGGAGCAAUCAAUGGAAUCUCACAUACAAUGUGAUCCUUUCGUGUAAUAGUGACGUCUGUUGAGAUUUUGCUCAUGCUCCGGUGUGAUGAAUUUCCUCAAGAAGAAAAGUUCUUUGAAGGGGGUCACUCGCAAUUUCGAACGUAGUUUGAGUCUCGGUUCGCUCGAGUUCGCAUUGAACCGUGGAAUACGGGAAAAAACAAACGAAAUCGGAGAGAUUCGGUCCUUUCGCAAACCUUCAAUGUCACGCUGCAAGAACUUCAAGAAGGAAUCCGAAAAGCUGAACGAGAAUAUGACCCAUCGAAACCGCCCCGGACGAAGGCUUGUUCCUUCCGCUCAUUACGGGAAUUGCUGGCUGACAAUGCCUCGAUUCCAUAUCUGAUACAAUUCAUGGAAGCCAAAGGUGCACAACACUUGUUACGGUUCUGGCUCGAGGCCGACAUGUUCAACAGAAGUAGUCAGGUUCUUCGCUCGGGAAGUCACGUGAAGCAACGAUUCGUCAAGACGAGAGAUCCUCUUCAAGCAGAUCCCUUGAGUCCUUGUGAUGAGCCCCUGGAGGCUGUCGACGAAGAUAGCCCACGAGGAGCACAAGUUUCCGCACCGAUCUACGCUGACAGUAUUGGUCAAGACGCCCUCCACAUCUAUGAGAAAUUCCUCGGACCGUCAGCAGCACAAGAAAUUCUACUGGAACCUCAGACUUUAGAGGAAGUGAUCUCCUGCUUGUCAAAGGAGCAUGUUGACGGAAAUUGCUUUUCCAAGGCACAACAGGCAGUUUUCGAUCAGAUGGACAAGCAAUAUUAUACGGAAUUCCUCCGCAGUCCGUUCUACACCCAGAGACAAAUUGAUAUUCUAACAACAUCAAACAUGGCUUCGGGACCUGGUCUGGUGGACAUUCUUGCGAACGACGGAUGUCUAUUCUACCUCAUGGAAUUCGGGGAACAAGUGGGAGUUCGUCGCCUGAUUGACUUCCUGAUCGUCGCCGAUAACUUUUCUACGCACACCGGAGCCGUAGACGCGUUCGCGGCCCAAGAAGCCCAGAAAGAUGCCAUGGUUAUUUAUGAUAAAUUCUUUUCUCUACAAGCGGAGACGUCUCUCGGCUUCAGCGACUCAUUACGGAGCGAGAUCGAAGAGUCGAUCUGCUCCGAAGAUGGCCCAAAUCCGAACACUUUCGCUCUGCCAUUCGCAAUAGUUGUUCGGUAUCUAGAGAACGAGUUUCUCCAGGCUUUCUUCAACUCAGCUCUAUACCAAAAGUAUCUCACCGAGUGCAUCCAAACGGUUCAGAAAUCAAGUCUGCGACCAGGAGGUUACCACAGGGCGGAGGAAAAAGACGCGAGCAGUUGUAGCGACACGAGCAGCAGUAUAACUCAACAAUUACAUUCUCCCCGUACGGCUGGUGGGAGUGUCUCCUCUGAUCAUUUCGUCGCGGGCUCAUCGUACUCGGAUCUGAUCGAGGACAAGCACGUCAGCGGCGCUUUCCAGAGAUUGCCCGGUCGAGCUGCGAUCCCGAGAUUACAGCUGCUGCACGUCGAUCCGCUGGGAAAACUAACAUCGGAAUUCGAGCCGGAACCGGAGGGGGCCGUCGGCGCAACGAGCACAAUAUCCAAGUUGAAAAAGCUUGUCGGGAGAUCUGAUCGUGUCGAGGAAGAAGAACAGGCUUGGGAGGCGGCACAUCAAAUGAUCAGAGAAGUACAGUGCCUCACUACAGCGAAUAAUAACAAUAUACCACCUUGAUGAGUGCGAAUUUCUUCGUGAUACCAAAUGGAAUGGCAGAAUCUCCGUGAAUCUCCGCUCGCUGAGCCCCUCAUCCUGUGAGAAGGAAGAAUGCUUUCGGAGUUUGCGGCCGUGUUCACUAUCUCGUCAAGAACAGUGGUUCUUUAAUAGCAUGCUUGAUGUGGGUCGAGGCCCUUCUCUCGGAGUAUUCGUGAUUGAAAAAGAGGAAUGUUGUAUAAUUUUGAGAUGAAUUCCUCGAGAUGGCGGCUCCUGGAGAACGGAAGAUGAGUCUCCCGCGAAGCUCUUAUUCAAAGCCUAAUGGAAGCACGGCGUCGCUAGGCGCCUUCGCGAGAGGAAAAUUUGAGCGAACUUGAGGGAGGGGGGGCUGCCGGGUGAAUCAUGUUGCGCUUUUAUGGGGAGGAAU
This is a messenger RNA of Galendromus occidentalis (western predatory mite), 2320 nucleotides long. RefSeq names its product A-kinase anchoring protein pkaap (gene pkaap). The transcript is spliced from 13 exons. NCBI's taxonomy places the organism in Eukaryota, Metazoa, Arthropoda, Arachnida, Mesostigmata, Phytoseiidae. Gene Ontology annotation, biological process: intracellular protein localization. Gene Ontology annotation, cellular component: mitochondrion; plasma membrane. The record is from RefSeq and is a predicted model, not a curated record. Bases 577 to 1917 code for a protein of 446 amino acids.